This is a messenger RNA of Juglans microcarpa x Juglans regia, 2845 nucleotides long. Its product is annotated as BEL1-like homeodomain protein 1. Gene Ontology annotation, biological process: regulation of transcription by RNA polymerase II. Gene Ontology annotation, molecular function: RNA polymerase II cis-regulatory region sequence-specific DNA binding; DNA-binding transcription factor activity, RNA polymerase II-specific. Bases 447 to 2534 code for a protein of 695 amino acids. The record is from RefSeq and is a predicted model, not a curated record. NCBI's taxonomy places the organism in Eukaryota, Viridiplantae, Streptophyta, Magnoliopsida, Fagales, Juglandaceae. The transcript is spliced from 7 exons.
CCUGAAAAUGGACAUAAUUUGUAGAUAAUGAGGUGAAUAAAGAUGGGUAUCUUUUUCUCAGCCCUGUAACCCAACUCUCUCUUUCCUGCCUUUUUUUCGCCUUUUCAGUAGGGGAAUUGCAAGAUUUGAGUCUGACAGAGUGCUAUCCCCUUGUAUAGAUUGAUGAAUCCCCUGGGUAGAUAGAUCAUACAAAUAAAGACAGAUUCUUCUUUCCUUUGCUGUGUAGAGAUGAUCAUGAAGCACGUGCACACUCGGGUUUUAGUCACAACAGGAUUUGUCUGAAAAGAAUACCACCUUCACAGUGAAUUCCAUAAGUCACCCGUAAAGCUCCGUCAUACGCGUUUCUCAACGGUUCUAGCUCUUUCAUGGGUUGAGCGAUCACCCUAAUUCCCGCAUAAUUCACAAGUAACCUCAGAUACAUAAUAUAUUUAUUUCCAAGAAAACCGAUGGCGACGUACUUUCAUGGCAAUUCAGAAAUCCAAGCAGCUGAUGGCUUACAAACCCUCGUCCUCAUGAAUCCAGCUGGUUACGUCCAAUACUCCGACAGGCCACCACCGGCACAGUCCGCAGCCAACAACUUCGUCUUUCUAAAUUCUGUCGCCGCGGCUGCUGCUGCCAGCUCCUUAAACUUCCCUCACGCGCCGCCACCCCACACCCAGCAGUUCGUCGGAAUCCCUGUACCCACCUCUGCUUCACCCGCAUCCCAUGACCCCAAUUCUCAACCCAUGCACUCCCACCACGAGAUCUCCGCCUUGCAUGGCUUCGUCCCUCGGGUUCAGUACAAUCUUUGGAACUCAAUUGACCCAAACGCGGCGGCGCGUGAGACCCCACGGUCACAGCAGGGACUGUCUUUGAGUCUGUCUUCACAACAACCUGCGUAUGGGUCAUUCCGGACCGACCGUGAAGUUCCAUCACAGUCUCAAGCGCCGGCCAUUUCCGGGGAAGAUAUGCGGGUUUCUGGUGGAUCACCUUCUUCAGCUUCGGGGGUUACUAAUGGUAUGCGGAGUGUGCAGCUGAGCUCUAAGUACUUGAAGGUUGCUCAAGAACUUCUUGACGAGGUUGUGAAUGUCGGUAACGGAAUUAAGAGUGAGAUACUAAAGAAGGCUAAUGGGCGGACUACGGUGAUGGGAGAAUCAUCGGUGGCGGCGAGUGGUGAAGGUUCGGUUGGCGGUGAAGCAAGUGGAAAGCGUGCUGCCGAGCUAUCAACGGCCGAGAGGCAGGAAAUUCAGAUGAAAAAGGCAAAGCUUAUUAACAUGCUUGAUGAGGUGGAACAACGGUACAGACAGUACCACAACCAGAUGCAGAUUGUGAUUUCCUCGUUCGAACAAGCGGCCGGAAUAGGCUCGGCAAGAACGUACACAGCCCUUGCAUUACAAACAAUCUCAAAGCAGUUCCGGUGUUUGAAGGAUGCAAUAACAGGCCAAAUUCGAUCGGCAAACUGGAGCUUAGGAGAAGAAGAUUGCCUAGGAGGCAAGAUCGAAGGUUCAAGACUCAAAUACGUCGACCAUCAUCUUCGACAACAACGAGCACUCCAACAGUUGGGAAUGAUCCAGCACAAUGCUUGGAGACCCCAGAGAGGAUUGCCUGAAAGAUCAGUUUCUGUUCUCCGUGCUUGGCUUUUUGACCACUUUCUCCACCCAUAUCCGAAGGACUCAGACAAGCAUAUGCUUGCAAAGCAGACAGGGCUUACUAGGAGCCAGGUGUCUAAUUGGUUUAUCAAUGCUCGAGUUCGGCUUUGGAAGCCAAUGGUGGAGGAGAUGUACAUGGAGGAACUCAAGGAGCAUGAGCAUAAUGGAUCAGAGGACAAAAUAAGCAAGAGCAAUGAAGAUUCAGCAUCAAAGUCCAUUGCUCUGCAAGAGAAAUGUCCUGCUACUGAAAAUCAAACCAAAGGUUUCAAUUCGAAACAAGAGAAUUCUGCAAACCAGGGCGUGGCUCCUGCAAUUUCAAUUUCCAAAGCUUCAACAUCUCCGGUUGGAGGAAAUAUUAGGAACCAGACUGGAUUCACUCUCAUUGGAUCAUCAGAAUUGGAAGGAAUCACACAGGGAAGUCCAAAGAAACAGAGGAGCAAUGAGAUGCUGCAUUCUCCAAGAAGUGUUCCAUCAAUAAACAUGGAUGUCAACUCUAAUGAGGCAAGCAAUGAGCAAGUUUCUAUGAAAUUCGGGGAUGAGAGGCAGAGCAGAGAUGGAUACUCAUUCAUGGGAGGCCAAAUGAACUUCAUUGGAGGUUUUGGGCAAUACCCAAUUGAGGAUAUAGGAAGGUUCGAUGCUGAGCAGUUUGCACCAAGGUUUUCUGGCAAUGGUGUUUCUCUUACACUUGGUCUCCCCCACUGUGAAAACCUCUCCUUGUCCGCAACCCACCAUACAUUUCUCCCUAACCAGAGCAUUCAACUGGGAAGAAGAGUAGACAUCGGUGAACCCAAUGACUUCGGUGCCAUAAGCACCUCCAACCCUCACUCUUCAGCUGCAUACGAGAACAUCAACAUUCAGAACCCAAAGAGGUUUGCAGCACAAUUGUUGCCCGACUUUGUGGCAUGAAUAACAGCAUCCUUGAAGAUAUGAGAUUGGUGGCGUCAUGGGUUAAGGGUAUCUUUCACAAUUUCUUCCUCUUCCCUCUAAUACCAAGGAACCAGGAAAAUGCAUGGUAGUGUAGAGAAAAAAGAAUAUUUACUCUGGUAUAGGUUUAUACUUCGAAUAGAACCAUUUGAGUUCCUCGACAACUUAGGAUUUGAGAGCAUAUGGUUGAGGAUUGUAUAUUAUUUUUGUAAGUUUUGAAGAUGGAUAGAUGGAUGAUGUCAUAAAGAUUAGUUAUCUAGCUGGAUAUACAAUAAUAUUAAUGAUUGUAAUUA